Messenger RNA from Gracilinanus agilis (Agile Gracile Mouse Opossum), 6060 nucleotides. RefSeq names its product sodium voltage-gated channel alpha subunit 3 (gene SCN3A). Gene Ontology annotation, biological process: sodium ion transmembrane transport; neuronal action potential; membrane depolarization during action potential. The transcript is spliced from 26 exons. Gene Ontology annotation, cellular component: voltage-gated sodium channel complex; plasma membrane; axon. The coding region runs from base 1 to 6060 and encodes 2019 amino acids. Gene Ontology annotation, molecular function: voltage-gated sodium channel activity. Lineage: Eukaryota; Metazoa; Chordata; Mammalia; Didelphimorphia; Didelphidae. The record is from RefSeq and is a predicted model, not a curated record.
AUGGCACAGGCACUGCUGGUACCCCCAGGACCUGACAGCUUCCGAUAUUUUACUAGAGAAUCUCUCGCUACUAUCGAAAAACGCUCUGCAGAAGAGAAAGCUAAGAAGGCCAAAAGAGAACUCAAAGAGGAUGAUGAUGAAAACAAGCCAAAGCCAAAUAGUGACUUGGAAGCAGGAAAAUCUCUCCCAUUUAUUUAUGGAGACAUUCCUCCUGGAAUGGUGUCAGAACCCUUGGAGGACCUUGACCCAUACUAUAUCAACAAAAAAACUUUUAUAGUAUUGAAUAAAGGAAAGGCAAUCUUUCGAUUCAGUGCCACAUCUGCCUUGUAUAUUUUAACUCCUCUCAACCCUGUUAGAAAAAUUGCUAUUAAGAUUUUGGUACAUUCUUUAUUCAGCAUGCUCAUUAUGUGCACUAUUCUGACCAACUGUGUAUUUAUGACCAUGAGUAACCCUCCGGAAUGGACAAAGAAUGUAGAGUACACAUUUACAGGAAUUUAUACCUUUGAAUCACUUAUUAAAAUUUUGGCAAGAGGUUUCUGCUUGGAAGGCUUUACUUUCCUUCGUGAUCCAUGGAACUGGUUGGAUUUCAGUGUCAUUUUAAUGGCAUAUGUGACAGAAUUUGUGGACCUGGGCAAUGUCUCAGCGUUGAGAACAUUCAGAGUUCUCCGAGCACUGAAAACUAUUUCGGUCGUUCCAGGUUUAAAAACUAUUGUGGGGGCCCUGAUCCAGUCAGUGAAGAAGCUUUCUGAUGUCAUGAUCCUGACUGUGUUUUGUCUGAGUGUAUUUGCACUCAUUGGGCUCCAGCUGUUCAUGGGCAACCUGAGGAAUAAAUGUUUGCAAUGGCCCCCAGGCAAUUUUACUUUUGAAACAAACAUUACUUCCUACUUUAAUAGUACAAUAGAUGUAAAUGGGACAUCUGUUAACACAACAAUGAGCACAUUUAACUGGAAGGACUACAUUGAAGAUAAAAGCCAUUUUUAUUUUUUGGAUGGACAAAAUGAUGCUUUACUCUGUGGAAACAGCUCAGAUGCAGGUCAUUGUCCAGAAGGAUAUAUAUGUGUGAAAGCUGGUAUUAAUCCCAAUUAUGGCUACACUAGCUUUGACACCUUCAGCUGGGCCUUCUUGUCUUUGUUCCGACUAAUGACUCAAGAUUACUGGGAAAACCUUUACCAGCUGACACUACGUGCUGCAGGAAAAACAUAUAUGAUAUUUUUUGUUCUGGUGAUUUUCUUGGGCUCGUUCUAUUUGGUGAACUUGAUCCUAGCUGUGGUUGCCAUGGCUUAUGAGGAACAAAAUCAGGCCACCUUAGAAGAGGCAGAACAGAAGGAGGCUGAGUUUCAGCAGAUGCUGGAACAACUUAAAAAACAACAAGAAGAAGCUCAGGCAGUAGCAGCAGCAUCAGCUGCGUCAAGAGAUUUCAGUGGAAUAGGUGGGCUAGGGGAGCUCUUGGAAAGCUCUUCAGAAGCAUCAAAAUUGAGCUCUAAAAGUGCUAAAGAAAGAAGAAACAGAAGGAAGAAAAGAAAACAGAAGGAGCAAUCUGGAGGAGGUCAAGGAGAGAGUGAUAAGUUUCCCAAAUCUGAAUCCGAAGACAGUGUCAGGAGAAGUUUCCAUAUAUCUGUGGAUGGAAGUCGACUGAAUUAUGAAAAGAGAUUCUCUUCUCCUCACCAGUCUCUGCUGAGCAUCCGUGGCUCCCUGUUUUCCCCAAGGCGCAAUAGCAAAACGAGCAUUUUCAGCUUCAGAGGUCGAGCAAAGGAUGUCGGCUCUGAAAAUGAUUUUGCUGAUGAUGAGCACAGCACAUUUGAAGACAAUGAGAGCAGGAGAGACUCACUAUUUGUGCCGCACAGACAUGGAGAACGACGCCACAGUAACGUUAGUCAGGCCAGUAUGUCAUCCAGGAUGGUGGUGCCAGUGCUUCCAGCCAAUGGGAAGAUGCACAGCACUGUGGAUUGCAAUGGUGUGGUUUCCUUGGUGGGUGGACCUUCAACACUUACUUCACCUCCUGGACAUCUUCCACCAGAGGUGAUAAUAGAUAAACACACUACUAUUGACAUGAUACUAUUUUAUUUGCAGGGUACCACUACAGAAACUGAAGUGAGAAAAAGGAGGUUAAGUUCUUACCAGAUUUCUAUGGAGAUGCUAGAAGAUUCCUCUGGAAGGCAAAGAGCUAUGAGUAUAGCCAGCAUAUUAACUAACACCAUGGAAGAACUUGAAGAAUCCAGGCAGAAAUGUCCACCAUGUUGGUAUAGAUUUGCUAAUACUUUCCUCAUCUGGGACUGCUGGGAUCCAUGGUUAAAAGUGAAACGCAUUGUUAAUCUAAUUGUGAUGGAUCCAUUUGUUGAUCUUGCCAUCACCAUCUGCAUUGUCUUAAACACUCUAUUUAUGGCCAUGGAACACUACCCUAUGACUCAGCAAUUCAACAGUGUGCUGUCUGUAGGAAACCUGGUCUUUACUGGAAUCUUCACAGCUGAAAUGGUUCUCAAGAUAAUUGCUAUGGAUCCAUAUUAUUAUUUCCAAGAGGGUUGGAAUAUCUUUGAUGGCAUUAUUGUCAGCCUUAGUUUAAUGGAGCUCGGCCUAGCCAACGUGGAAGGAUUGUCAGUUCUCCGAUCAUUUAGACUGCUUCGGGUUUUCAAGUUGGCAAAAUCUUGGCCAACACUGAACAUGCUGAUAAAGAUCAUUGGCAACUCAGUGGGGGCUCUGGGAAACCUGACCUUGGUGUUGGCCAUCAUUGUCUUUAUUUUUGCUGUGGUCGGCAUGCAGCUUUUUGGCAAGAGCUACAAAGAAUGUGUCUGCAAGAUCUCUAGUGAUUGUGAACUUCCACGCUGGCACAUGCAUGACUUCUUCCAUUCCUUCCUGAUUGUGUUCCGGGUGCUGUGUGGAGAAUGGAUAGAGACUAUGUGGGACUGUAUGGAGGUGGCAGGCCAAACCAUGUGCCUUAUUGUUUUCAUGUUGGUCAUGGUGAUUGGGAACCUGGUGGUGCUGAAUCUGUUUCUGGCCUUGCUGUUGAGCUCAUUUAGUUCAGACAAUCUUGCUGCUACUGAUGAUGAUAAUGAAAUGAACAAUCUCCAGAUUGCUGUUGGGAGAAUGCAGAAGGGGAUAGAUUAUGUGAAAAAAGAAAUACGGGAAUGUGUCCAAAAAGCAUUUGUUGGAAAGCCAAAAGCUAUAGAAAUUAAAGUCCUUGAAGGCAAUAAGAUAGAAAGCUGCAUUUCCAAUAAUACUCCAGUUGAAAUAAGCAAAGACCUUAAUUAUCUGAAAGAUGGUAAUGGAACUACCAGUGGUGUCGGUACAGGAAGCAGUGUGGAAAAAUAUAUAAUUGAUGAAAAUGAUUACAUGUCAUUCAUAAACAACCCCAGCCUUACUGUAACAGUACCAAUUGCAGUUGGAGAAUCUGAUUUUGAAAACUUAAAUACUGAAGAUUUUAGCAGUGAAUCAGAACUGGAAGAAAGCAAAGAGAAAUUAAAUGCAUCCAGUUCAUCUGAAGGCAGCACAGUUGAUGUUGCCCCUCCCAGAGAAGGUGAACAAGCUGAAAUUGAACCUGAAGAAGACCUUGAGCCAGAAGCCUGUUUUACUGAAGGCUGCAUAAAGAAGUUCCCAUUUUGCCAAGUAAGUAUAGAAGAAGGCAAAGGAAAAAUCUGGUGGAAUCUUAGGAAAACCUGCUACAGCAUUGUUGAACACAAUUGGUUUGAAACAUUUAUUGUCUUCAUGAUCCUUCUCAGCAGUGGUGCUCUGGCUUUUGAAGACAUUUACAUUGAACAACGAAAGACCAUUAAGACAAUGUUGGAAUAUGCUGACAAGGUCUUCACUUAUAUUUUCAUUCUGGAAAUGCUCCUAAAGUGGGUGGCCUAUGGUUUUCAAACAUAUUUCACUAAUGCUUGGUGCUGGCUGGAUUUCUUGAUUGUUGAUGUAUCAUUGGUUAGCUUGGUAGCCAAUGCCCUGGGGUACUCAGAACUUGGUGCCAUCAAAUCCCUUCGAACACUACGAGCUUUAAGACCUCUGAGAGCAUUAUCCAGAUUUGAAGGAAUGAGGGUGGUUGUGAAUGCUCUGGUUGGAGCCAUUCCCUCCAUCAUGAAUGUCCUGUUGGUUUGUCUCAUAUUCUGGCUCAUCUUCAGCAUCAUGGGAGUAAAUUUAUUUGCUGGCAAAUUUUACCACUGUGUUAAUGUCACAACUGGUAUCAAGUUCGAGGUUAAGGAAGUCAACAAUAUUACUGACUGUCAGGCUCUUGGAGAUCAGGCUCGGUGGAAAAAUGUGAAAGUAAACUUUGAUAAUGUGGGAGCUGGAUAUCUUGCCCUGCUUCAAGUGGCCACAUUUAAAGGAUGGAUGGAUAUUAUGUAUGCAGCUGUUGAUUCACGAGAAGUAAAGCAACAACCUGACUAUGAAGUCAAUUUAUACAUGUAUUUAUACUUUGUCAUCUUUAUCAUUUUUGGGUCAUUCUUCACCCUGAACCUAUUCAUUGGUGUCAUCAUAGACAACUUCAACCAGCAGAAAAAGAAGUUUGGAGGGCAAGACAUCUUUAUGACGGAGGAACAGAAAAAAUAUUAUAAUGCAAUGAAGAAACUAGGAUCGAAGAAACCCCAGAAACCUAUUCCUAGACCAGCAAAUAAAUUCCAGGGAAUGGUCUUUGAUUUUGUAACCAGACAAGUCUUCGAUAUCAGCAUCAUGAUUCUCAUCUGCCUUAAUAUGGUCACCAUGAUGGUGGAGACUGACGAUCAGAGCGAUGAUAUGACUAACAUUCUGUCCCGAAUUAACCUGGUGUUCAUUGUCCUCUUCACUGGAGAAUGUGUACUGAAGAUGAUCUCUCUCCGCCAUUAUUAUUUCACCAUAGGCUGGAACAUUUUUGAUUUUGUGGUGGUCAUCCUUUCCAUUGUGGGUAUGUUUCUAGCUGAAAUGAUAGAAAAAUAUUUCGUGUCCCCUACCCUAUUUCGAGUGAUCCGUCUUGCCAGGAUUGGACGAAUCCUCCGUCUUAUCAAAGGAGCAAAGGGGAUCCGCACACUUCUCUUUGCUUUGAUGAUGUCCCUCCCUGCUCUGUUCAACAUCGGGCUCCUGCUCUUCCUGGUCAUGUUUAUCUAUGCCAUCUUUGGAAUGUCCAACUUUGCUUAUGUUAAGAAGGAAUAUGGAAUCGAUGACAUGUUCAACUUUGAGACCUUUGGCAACAGCAUGAUCUGCCUCUUCCAAAUCACCACAUCUGCUGGUUGGGAUGGUUUGCUCGCACCCAUUCUUAACAGUGGACCCCCAGACUGCGACCCAGAAACAAUUCACCCUGGAAGCUCAGUCAAAGGAGAUUGUGGCAACCCCUCUGUUGGGAUUUUCUUUUUUGUCAGUUAUAUCAUCAUCUCAUUCCUGGUGGUGGUAAACAUGUACAUCGCUGUGAUCCUGGAGAACUUCAGUGUUGCUACUGAAGAAAGUGCUGAGCCGCUGAGUGAGGAUGAUUUUGAGAUGUUCUAUGAGGUUUGGGAGAAGUUUGACCCCGAUGCUACCCAAUUCAUAGAAUACAGUAAACUCUCUGAUUUUGCAGCCGCCCUCGAUCCACCUCUUCUUAUAGCAAAACCAAACAAAGUCCAACUCAUAGCCAUGGAUCUGCCCAUGGUAAGUGGAGACAGAAUUCACUGCCUUGACAUCUUAUUUGCUUUUACAAAGCGUGUUUUGGGUGAAAGUGGAGAGAUGGAUGCUCUCCGAAUACAGAUGGAAGAUCGGUUUAUGGCAUCUAAUCCUUCCAAAGUCUCUUAUGAGCCAAUCACAACUACUUUGAAACGGAAACAAGAAGAAGUUUCUGCUGCUAUCAUUCAGCGAAAUUUCAAAUGCUAUCUUUUUAGACAAAGGCUUAAAAGGGUACCAAAUGACUAUAACGAUGAUAAUGGUAAAGGUAGGGUAGACCUACCAAUUAAAGAACAUUUAAUUAUUGAUAAACUAAAUGGUAACACUACUCCAGAAAAGACAGAUGAAAGUUCCUCUACCACCUCUCCACCUUCAUAUGAUAGUGUAACGAAACCAGAUAAAGAAAAGUUUGAAAUGGACAAACUAGAAAAUGGAAGUAAAGGAAAAGAUGUCAGGGAAAAUAAAAAGUAA